UACAUACUCAUUUUGGUACACCACCAAUAUUUCAGUUACUCUAAGACUUUCUCCAUUCAUAUAUUUUGUCCUAACCUCUCUUCCUCACUCCCUCAUUAAUGACAGAAAACAUGAGUAUAUCUGUGAAUGGGCAAUCUCAGGUCCCUCCUGGCUUUCGAUUUCACCCCACAGAAGAAGAGCUCUUGGAUUACUACUUGAGGAAGAAGGUCUCGUAUGAGAAGAUUGACUUAGAAGUGAUCCGAGAUGUUGAUCUUAAUAAGCUCGAACCAUGGGAUAUACAGGAGAGAUGCAAAAUAGGAACCGCCCCACAAAACGAUUGGUACUUCUUUAGCCACAAGGACAAGAAAUAUCCAGCCGGCACGCGCACCAAUCGAGCAACUGCUGCGGGAUUUUGGAAGGCUACUGGCCGUGACAAGGUGAUAUACGGCACUGGCAAGCGGGUUGGAAUGAGGAAGACUCUCGUGUUCUACAAAGGCCGAGCCCCACAUGGACAAAAAUCCGAUUGGAUUAUGCAUGAAUAUAGGCUGGACGAUAAUCCCAGUGAAACCAAUGUCUCCAAUGUUAUGGGAGAGGCAGCACAGGAAGAUGGCUGGGUGGUUUGCCGUAUCUUCAAGAAGAAAAAUCUCAACAAAACCCUAGACAGAGCUAUGAGUUCAUCACCCAUCACUGCAGAUACCAGGAACCAGACGUUAAGUUCUUGCAAUGAGGGCUCUCUAGAUCAAAUGCUUCAUUACAUGGGAAGUACUUGCAAAGAAGAAAAUGAAGCAGAUAAUAGUGCUAGAUAUCUUUGGCCUAUUGACACAGCAAUCAACCAUGUCCACCAUGAUAAUAGAUUCAUGGAACUUCCAAGCUUAGAGAGUCCAAACUCUACCAGUAGCCUAAACUUUUACCAAUCCAUGAUCACAGAAAAUGAAGGUUCAAUAACUAACCAGGUGAGUUACCCCUUAGACUCUGGCCUUAACAACUGGGUUGCCCUUGAUAGUCUAGUUGCUUCUCAAAUCAAUGGCCAGGCUGAAACCUCUAGGCAAUCAGCGUGCUUCCCCAAUGACCCCACCAUGACUUAUUGUACCCCUACUGAUCUUCAUCAUGAUCUCCAAUUCCCAACCCUACGAUCAUCAUUUUCGUUUCCAUCAAACAGAUCUUACCAUGAAACUCAAGAUUAUAACAGUGAAAUCGACCUCUGGAAUUUUUCCAGUAGAUCAUCGUCCGACCCACAAUGGCACUUGCCAAACACUAGUGUAUAGCAGAAUUACCCUACAAAUAAACAUUCUAUAGUUCCAAAAGACAGAAGAGUAUUAUGAUGACGGCAGUAGUUAAUUAUAUAUGUGUGUGUGAUAAUAAUGCAAGUAAUAUAUAGUAUAAGAGUUCUUAGAUGGGAUGGCAUUGUCAUCCAUUAUAUUUGCUUUAUCAAGAUGUCUGCCAUUUUUGAAUUUGUUUUUCUAGAAACCUAGCUGACUGUGGCUGUGGUGUAUAUGAUUAUACCUUUCUAACUGCGCAUUAAUAAUUCUAUCCUUUUAUUCUUCUCUU
Populus trichocarpa (black cottonwood) is the source of this 1527-nucleotide messenger RNA. RefSeq names its product NAC domain-containing protein 43. Gene Ontology annotation, molecular function: DNA binding. The coding region runs from base 99 to 1244 and encodes 381 amino acids. Lineage: Eukaryota; Viridiplantae; Streptophyta; Magnoliopsida; Malpighiales; Salicaceae. Gene Ontology annotation, biological process: regulation of DNA-templated transcription. The record is from RefSeq and is a predicted model, not a curated record. The transcript is spliced from 3 exons.